AUGGCCGACAACAGCACAACGUCUCCUACUCCUUCUCAGGCUUCUGCUCUGACAGCCGGCAAUGUUGGUCUCAUUUUAUAUCUGUCUUUCUUGGUUGUAAUUGCUUUGUUUGGAAAUGGCCUGUUGUUAACAGUAAUUGUCAAGAGGCAACUUCUACAAAACGUUCAUUACUAUUUCAUACUCAGCCUAGCUACGUCAGAUUUCCUGAACGCUUUGCUGAAGAUUCCCACCACUAUUCUUGGAAAAUUUGAUCGCGGCUGGUAUCCAAGUUACAUCAUCUGCUACUUUACUACUCCUCUAGGGGUACUUUUUGGUGCAGCGUCCGUUUUCAGUUUGUCAGCGGUAGCCGUCAAUAGAUACUUUGUAAUUUCGUCACCGCUGAAUUACUCGGACAGAAUGCCGCCUUUACUAGCCAAGAUCAUUCUGGCCGUGAUUUGGCUCAGCAGUUUUUGUCUCGCGACUCCACCUGUGUUGUGGAGGGAAAAAGAAGCAAUCUGCCGUAGUGGAAACAUCUCGAAAGAACAUUACACUUCUGAAGUGUUGUAUUUUUUUCUAGCGUUAUGGCUAUUCGUGAUCCUGAUUCCAAGCAUAGUUAUGAGCGUGUCGUACGUGAAAAUUUAUUUGAUCGCUCGUUAUCAUGCUUUACAAAUAGACUCACAAAACCAGGCCAGUACACUGUGCCAACAGACAAAGAAAAGACGAAAGGAUUUCAAAGCUGCUGCGGUGUUAGCCGUGAUUGGUGGAAUUUUCAUCCUUUGCUGGUUUCCUUUCUUCGUCGUGCAGACUGUUCACAAGUUUGGUAAAAGUAAAAUCAGUCCGAUCUAUUUUAACGUUUUCUUAUGUGUCAUGUAUACAAACUCGGCGUUAGACCCUAUUCUGUUGUUUCUUUUUAACGCCGAGAUACGAAGAGCAUUGAUAAAAAUGCUCUGCAAAGCGCUCUUCAAACCCAAGGCACUCUCAUCUCAAUCAGAGCUGUCUUCGUUUUUAAAUCAAGGAACAUGA
Molecule: messenger RNA, 1002 nt
Organism: Pocillopora meandrina
Lineage: Eukaryota; Metazoa; Cnidaria; Anthozoa; Scleractinia; Pocilloporidae
Source: the annotation of a GenBank genome assembly